AUCUUGCACUGCGCUGUAGGAAUCGUACCGUCCUCUGUGGUUUUGACUGGGUUUCAGGUCAUGUCUCGGGUUUUCCUCACAUGGGCUGUCACUCACAGUGUCAGAGAGGUCCAGAGUGAGGACAGCGUGCUGCUGUUUGUCGCAGCCUGGACGGUCACUGAGAUCAUCCGCUACUCCUUCUAUACCUUCAGUCUGCUCAACCACCUGCCAUACCUCAUCAAAUGGGCCAGGUACACCUUCUUCAUUGUGCUGUAUCCGAUGGGAGUGACGGGGGAACUGCUGACCAUCUACGCAGCUCUUCCUUACGUGCAGAAAACAGGCCUGUACUCCAUCACCCUCCCCAACAAGUACAACUUCUCCUUCGACUACUACACCUUCCUCAUCCUCGUCAUGAUCUCCUACAUUCCCUUGUUUCCUCAGCUUUACUUCCACAUGAUUCGACAGAGGAAGAAGGUGCUGGGACACACAGGCGACUACAGCAAAACGGAGUGAGCUCAGCCCAGUUCAGAACACUUCAAACCAGGAAAUAAAGAAACCAAAACACCCAAAACAAAAGAAAGUUUUCAGUUUUUCAAACUGACCUUCAUUGUUGUUUACAGCUGCUGUGGAAGUUGUUCAGGAUCAGCUCAUUAUUUUGUUUUUAUAAAUUGUGCUUGUAGCUCUAAAGAAACUGAGCAGAGUAUUGACCAAAGCUCKAACACAGUUCUGACCUGAAUGAAAGCAUUUAUUUAAUGACACUACCACCACCUCCCCUUUACUUACUGAUUUAAUUUAUCUUAUCAGGUUUUCUUUAGGCUCCUGUAAGAGAGAGAAAAAUGUGAAGUCUAGCACUGAUAGUUGGAACGAGCUGUAAUACAAUUAAUGUUUGUUUUUGUGUAUUUUAUUCAGUCACAUUCCUCAUUUAGCUCAAUAAACUGAUCCCAUGUGUGCAUGCUUGUUCUGUUGCUAAGUUGCUUCAGUAUUAGUUUGAUAUAUUUCUCAUUCAGCGAUGAGUGUUGUUUUUUCUUAUUGUUUGUUCUGGUGAUAUAAAUGUGUAGAACAUGUCUUGUUCACGUCAGCGACCAAACAUCAUCCUCCUCCCUGUUUGAGCUUUUUUAAGACCGUUUUGCUAACCUGCUGAACUAAAACACCCCAGUCAGUUUCUGCUUUUACAUUUUUUUACCACAUGGCUUUAACUAAAGCAGAAAUGGGACAGUUUAGCCUAAAAKAAACAGAUUGCACAACCUGUGUAGCAAGUGUUUUCAAAUGAAACAAGUUUUGAUAUGUAAAACAAUAAAGAUGCAUUGUAGCCUGAA
Austrofundulus limnaeus is the source of this 1295-nucleotide messenger RNA. It is a transcript of the gene hacd2, whose product is annotated as 3-hydroxyacyl-CoA dehydratase 2. The record is from RefSeq and is a predicted model, not a curated record. Gene Ontology annotation, biological process: very long-chain fatty acid biosynthetic process; sphingolipid biosynthetic process; fatty acid elongation. NCBI's taxonomy places the organism in Eukaryota, Metazoa, Chordata, Actinopteri, Cyprinodontiformes, Rivulidae. Gene Ontology annotation, molecular function: 3-hydroxyacyl-CoA dehydratase activity. Gene Ontology annotation, cellular component: endoplasmic reticulum membrane.